This is a messenger RNA of Didymodactylos carnosus, 1653 nucleotides long. The record is from the annotation of a GenBank genome assembly. NCBI's taxonomy places the organism in Eukaryota, Metazoa, Rotifera, Eurotatoria, Philodinida, Philodinidae.
AUGAACGAAACUUUUAGUGCAAUUGAAAUAUGCAUUAAUAAAAUAGGUGAUUCGGCAUUACGUGAACGUCUAUCUCAUCGAUUACAACAUCAUGUUCGAAUAAUAAUAGAAUGGAAAGCUCAUCAACUUCGUCUCGCACACCAAUAUUAUGCUAGAACGGAGCUUUUACAACAAUUGGAUGAAGAAACUGUGUUUUUGUAUAUCGAUUGGGCCAUGAAAUGGUUACCGGUGCGCUAUAGAGAAGCUCAACGGGACUUUUUUGCUAAAAGAGAUUUAUUAUGGCACGUGUCAUAUGUUAUUCGUAAAGCUCCAAUCGAUCAAUCAUCACAAUUAGUUAGUCAAUCGUCUAGUUUUUCACAAUCGACUACUAGUCAGCAAUCGGAUGUCUCAAAAUCAGAGCAGUUGAGUUCUUCUUCACCCUCACCCCCUUCAUCUCGGACUCCAUAUCAACAUAAAACAUUCGUUCAUGUGUUCGAUCAGUGCGUUCAAAACGGAAAAACUGUUCUGAGUAUCCUUCGUUAUAUGAUCCUACGGCUAAAAGAAGAAUUUCCUGGUAUUAAAUAUGCUCAUAUAAGAGCAGACAAUGCGGGAUGCUAUCAUGGUGCUGAGACGUUAUUAUCAACCUCAACGUUAUAUAAAGAGACUGGCAUUUGGAUUAAAAGUAUGGAUUUCUGUGAUCCACAGGGAGGAAAGGGUCCGUGCGACCGCAUGGCUGCAGUGAUCAAAUGCCAAAUUCGUUCUUUUAUUAAUCAGAAAAAUAAUUGUACGACUGCUGUCGAGUUUUAUAAAGCUGCGUCAUCCACGAAAGGACUGGAAAUACAUGCAUGCGCAAUUGAUGUUCAGAACGUACAAAAAAUUGAAUGGCCUGGAGUUAGUAAUUUUCAUAAUAUCGAAUAUACAAGCAACGAAGUUCGUGUCUGGCGAUCGUGGAAAAUUGGAGAAGGAAAACCAUUCAAGUGGUCAAAGAUUUCUGCAUUGAAAUCUAUUAAUGUAUUAAAUUCGAUUUUUACUCCAAAUCAAAAAAGUCUAUGGAUUUUGGAGUCGAAAACAAAUGAGAGUCUAGAAUCUGUGCAUGAUCAGCCGUUACCAUCACUACCGUUUCAAUUUCAUGUCCUGAAACAUGCGUCACAAAAAACGUCAACAACACAAUUAAAGCAACAAUGGGCAGCGCUAACAAAAAAACCGGCUAUUCAAUUUAGUGAUAAACAGAAAAAGUAUUUAACCGAUAAAUCUGAACAAGGAGUACAAGGUAUGAAAUGGGAUCCUCAAGCAGUCGCACUGGAAAUAAAAGUUCGUUCGUCAAGUACAGGAACACCUCUGUUCGAUCAUCACGAAUGGCUAACCGAUACACAAAUAAAAGGAUUUUCUGGCCGUCUAGCUGCAGCACGUCGCAAACGACAAUCACCCCCAUCAGCUACUAAGCCUCAACGUUCGUCAGCAUCACAACUUUCACAAUCAGAUUCGGAUGAAGAGUCAGAAGAACUAGAUACAACGGUUCUUGAUGUCGAUGAAAUUAUUUCUAGAGUUGCAGAUCAAAGUGCUUCAAAAGCUGUACUUCAUCCAACAACAGCCUCGACAAAUAUUCAACAACAUAAAAAAACGGACAUUUCCAUGGAUGACAUUCAAAGUGUUGUAAAAAGGCAACACAAAUAA